Molecule: messenger RNA, 3567 nt
Organism: Ichthyophthirius multifiliis
Lineage: Eukaryota; Ciliophora; Oligohymenophorea; Hymenostomatida
Product: protein kinase domain protein
Exons: 9
Biological process (GO): protein phosphorylation
Cellular component (GO): cytoplasm
Molecular function (GO): ATP binding; protein kinase activity
Source: RefSeq, a predicted model, not a curated record
AUGGACAAUUAUCAUAUAUUACAUUAAAUAGGAGAAGGUUCAUUCGGAAAAGUAUAUAAAGGCCGUCGAAAAAAUACAGGUUAAAUAUUAGCAUUAAAGUUUAUUUCAAAAAGAAAUAAAACUGAAAAAGAUUUAGCCAAUCUGCGUUAAGAAAUUUAAAUAUUAAAGCGUUUAAAACAUGAAAAUAUAAUUUUACUUUUAGAUGCAUUCGAAACUCCUCACGAAUUUUGCGUUGUCACUGAAUUCGCACAAGGAGAAUUAUUUGAAAUAUUAGAAGAUGAUAAAAGCUUACCUGAGCCUGAAGUUCGAAAAAUAGCUUAAUAAUUAGUCCAAGCAUUAUAUUAUUUGCAUUCUAAUCGAAUAAUACAUCGAGAUAUGAAGCCUUAAAAUAUAUUAAUUUCUGCAAACGGAGUAGUAAAAUUAUGUGAUUUUGGCUUUGCUAGGGCUCUUUCAACAAAUACACAAGUCCUAACAUCUAUAAAAGGGACACCAUUAUAUAUGGCACCUGAAUUAGUAAAAGAAUAGCCUUAUAAUCAUACUGUUGAUUUGUGGUCUUUAGGAGUUAUUUUAUAUGAGUUAUUUGUAGGUCAACCCCCUUUUUAUACAAAUUCAAUUUAUAAAUUAAUCGAUUUAAUAAUAAAAGACCCUGUUAAAUAUCCAGACAAUAUGAGUCCUGAAUUCAAGGAUUUUCUUAAAGGACUUUUAAAUAAAUAGCCUUCUGAAAGAUAAGAUUGGCCUUAAUUACUGGAACAUUAAUUUAUCACGGAAACAGAAUAAGAAAAAAUUGAAAGAAUAAAAAGAUUAGAAUAAUACUAAUAAUGGGCUGGAUUAUAAGAAGUUAAUUUAGAUGAAACUGCUUAGCCAGUAAUUUAAUAGAUUAAUGUUAGUUAUAAUAAUAGGGAUAUCUCACCGAGAAAAAUAGGAAUUUGCAAUGAUGAGUUGUGGAAUAAGUAUUUAUAAAUAUCUAAAGAUGAUUAAGGAUUAAAUGAUUUAAGAAAAGAUAUUUCUUUUCUUGAUAAUUUUCUUUAGUUAUUAAAAACUCCAAUUAAUGAUAUUUUAAAAAAAGAUAAGAAAAAUAUUUUCAAUCUCAUUAUUAGUAGAGUAAAAUAAGAUGAUGAUAAUAAAAUUGAUAUAACUAAAAAUGGAGUUAUUUCAGGAUUACUUAUAAAUUAAUUAAAAAAUAUUAUUAAAAUAGAUGAAGGAAAAAAUACAUUAGAUAUAUUAAAUGAAUUAAUAAAAGCAGUAUGCCUAUUGUCAAAAAAUACUUUCGAUAAAAGUGUUGGUAUUGAAAGUAUUUACAUUACUUAAUUUAUGCCUUUACUUUCGGUUUUGAUUAAAAUUGGAUAGAUUGCUAAUGAUAUUCCACAUUAAUAAUUAUUAAUUAAUAUAUUGAAAACUAUUGGAAUUUUCGGAAAUCAAGCUAGUGUUAAUACUAUAAGAAAUUUCAAUUUUUAUAAAAGCAUUAUUGAAAUUAAAUUUUCUUAAGAUAUUAUAUGUUUAUUUAAAACAAUGGAAAAUGCAUAAAAUCUUCAUAAUUUUAUUCUUUAAGUAUUAGUUGUAUUAGUUCAUCCAAUAUAUGGAGAUAUAUUUUCUUUUCCAUGGAAAAGAGGUUAAAGUGGUGCUGUAUAGGAAUUUUGCGAAUGUUUACCAGUAUUUGAAUGCUUAAAACAAUAAAUAUUUACAAAUUUAAUAGAAAUAGAUUUUCUUCCAAUAAUAACACGAUAAUUUAAUACUUAAUCAGAAGAUGAGUCUUCUAAAUUAACAAAAAUAUCAAUUUUAAGAUUAGUUUUGUAAGGAAUUCGUAUUUAACGCGAAAUUAUAGAUAAAAUGCUUGUAAAUAAGCCAAUUUUAUAAAUAAUUAAUAUGUGUAUAUAUAAUGAGGAAAUAAAUAUUUGCGGUACUGGAAUGCAAAUAAUGAUUCAUAUAUUAAAACAUAUUUAAAGUAAAAAAGAAAUGAAUUAUUAAAUGAAUACAAUGUCUGAAAUAUUAAAUAUCAAUAUAUAAUAUUUAUUAGAUAAUAUAGAGAAAAAUCUACAUAAUAAUCCCAUAAUAUCAGUUAUUUCAAUAAAUUUAUUGGCUGAAAUGCUCCAAAAUGAUAAUUUUUAUUCGUAAGCAAUAAUAUAGAAAUUUCAAAGUAUAAAUUCUUACAAAAUUCUAAUUGAAUUAUUAAACCCGUCUCGAAAAAUUAAUAAAAUGGAAGAAAUUAGACAUAUAGAGGGUUCAGGUUUCGGAUGUCCAGUGUAUGGAUUUAAUGAUUGUAUUAUUUAUUUUUUAUAAAGGCUUCUUUUCAGAUACCAUAAAGAACAUCGAAAAUUAUAAGAGCUUUUCAUACUUUUCGAAUAGAGUGGUUUAGAUUUAUAAAUAUUAAAUAUUUUACUAAAUUUAAACUAAAAAAGUGAUAUUUCGCCUAAAGGGUUUGUAUCCUUUUUAAUUUUAGUACACGAUAUUAUAUUCAGUGAUUUUUUUUCGUUUUCUCAGAAGAUUUUCUAGGAGAAAACUUUAAGAAUAAUGUGUGAGAUUCUAAAAGAAAACUAACUAAAAGCACUAAAUGAAUGGCCAAAUUCAAACGGAGGAGGAAUGAUGUGUGUACAUUUAAUAACUGCACAGCUUUUAAGAAUUUUUAAUUUACCUUUCACUUAACCUUUUUAGGAAAAAGAAUUGGAGAAAACCAUCAAAGAACUAAAUUCAUCAGAAAUAAUAGUCUCAACUUUAAAAACAAUCCAAUAUUUAUAAAAAGAGCAUAUUGGUAUUGCUAUUUAAUUACUUUCAAGGCUAAUUUUAUCCAAUGAAGAUGAUAAAUAAUUCGCUUAAUAGUUUAUUUAAAAUAAUGGACUUUUUGCAAUUAAAAAAUUCAAUGUAUUAAAUUCGGUGGAAAAUCCGCCUAAUGUAAUUAUUGAUGCCUUAAAUAUUUUAAGUUAAUUUGCAAGAAUAUCAAAAAACUAUUACGAGAAUGUGCAUUAAAUUGAUAUUUAUGCGGAUUUAAAAAAACUUAUAGGACAUAAAGAAGCUAAUGUAAGGGCUAAAGUGUGUAAUUUUAUAGGAAACAUAUGUAGACAUUCGAGUUAUUUUUAUGAUGUUUUACUCAAAUUCGAUUUGAUUUCUUCAUGCAUUGAAUGCUGUAAAGAUCCAGAUAAAUUCACAAGAAAGUUUGCAUGCUUUGCUGUUGGAAAUGCAGGAUUUCAUAAUGCAAGCCUAUAUGAACAUUUAAGACCAGUCAUUCCUUUAUUGGUGAAUCUUUUAAAAGAUCCAGAAGAAAAAACUAGGGCAAAUGCAGCAGGAGCAUUAGGAAAUUUUGUUAGAAACUCAGAUAUUUUAACUAAGGAUUUGAUCAGAUUUGGAGCUUUACAUGCUAUGUUAGAUGUUGUUUUGAAUGAUUUAGGAUAGUCGCCAAAAAGAAUUGCUUUGUUUUCAAUUGGAAAUUUAUGUAUGUAUUAGGAAUGUAGAUAAGUUUAUAUUGAUAUUGGAAUUUAUGAAGUUAUUGUAUAGAUUUAAAAUACUUAAGGAUAAGAUGCUUAGAUUUUAAAAUAUGCUAAUAGGAUUUUACAAAAAUUAAAUUAAUUAAGUUGA